Lactuca sativa (garden lettuce) is the source of this 2025-nucleotide messenger RNA. Its product is annotated as transcription factor E2FA. Gene Ontology annotation, cellular component: RNA polymerase II transcription regulator complex. Gene Ontology annotation, molecular function: RNA polymerase II cis-regulatory region sequence-specific DNA binding; DNA-binding transcription factor activity, RNA polymerase II-specific; protein dimerization activity. Gene Ontology annotation, biological process: regulation of transcription by RNA polymerase II. The record is from RefSeq and is a predicted model, not a curated record. NCBI's taxonomy places the organism in Eukaryota, Viridiplantae, Streptophyta, Magnoliopsida, Asterales, Asteraceae.
CUCCACAUCUAUCCGAACCAAAAAUUCCCUCCUUCCCUCGUUUUCUGCUCUCCCUAAUCAAACCCCCACUUUCUCUUCCAAACCCUUGCUUUCUCUCUCUAAAACAAACCCUCCAUUUCCACAGAUCCCUCACUUUCUCUCUCUAAAACCCCCAAACCUCAUUUCGUUCUUCUAUAAUCUUCUAAACCCUAAACUCAAUUCAGUUAUUUCAAUUGCAAAAGUUUAUCUUUUUAAUUUGGUAUAUAUAUUUUUGGUACAACAUGUCUGAAGCUCGAGCUGCAAACCGCCAGGCGGCGCAACCACCAUCGCAAGCAUCGAUUGCCGGUGGAGGAGGAGGAGGAGGACAGAUCCUUCAUCCAAUGAGACGUCACUUACCUUUCUCCUCGACUAGACCGCCGUUUAUUCCUUCCGAUGACUACCACCGUUUCUCGUCCCCAAAUAAUGGUAAUAGAGUCGCCACCACCGCCGAUCAGGAAACUGAAGUCCUUAUAGUUAAAUCUCCGCCAGUGAAACGGAAGCUUGGAACAGACUACAAUGGAGUUCCAUCUAAUGAGUGGACAAAUCUUGGCUAUGCUGCUACAACCAACAGUCCCCUUCACACUCCUGUAUCUGCAAAAGGCACAAGGAUAAAUGCUCGUUCAAAGGUCACAAAGAACACCAAAUCUGCCCCUCAAACCCCUGUUUCAAAUACUGGUUCACCAGCUCCACUUACUCCUGUUGGAAGCUGCAGAUAUGAUAGCUCACUUGGCCUUUUGACAAAAAAGUUCAUCAACCUCAUCAAGCAUGCUGAAGAUGGCAUUCUUGAUUUGAAUAAUGCUGCUGAUACAUUGGAGGUUCAGAAGAGGCGUAUAUAUGAUAUAACAAAUGUUCUUGAAGGAAUUGGUUUAAUUGAAAAGAAGCUCAAAAAUAGAAUCCGGUGGAAAGGCCUUGACUCUUCAAAACCUGGUGAAUUAGAGGAUGAUGUUGCUCUGUUACAGGCAGAAGUUCAAAAGCUUUCAAUGGAAGAACAUAAAUUAGAUGAAAGCAUUAGGGAAAUGCAAGAAAGAAUGAGUGACUUGAGUGAAGAUAACACUAACCAAAAAUGGCUCUUUGUUACAGAAGAUGACAUAAAAGGCCUUCCAUGCUUCCAGAAUGAAACCUUGAUAGCAAUUAAGGCUCCACAUGGGACCACUCUUGAAGUUCCUGAUCCAGAUGAGGCUGUGGAUUACCCACAAAGAAGAUACAGAAUAAUCCUGAGAAGCACAAUGGGCCCCAUUGAUGUAUAUCUUGUCAGUCAAUUUGAAGAGAAAUUUGAAGAUAUUGAACAAGCAGGGGCCCCACUUGCUUCAAAUUCUGGAUCAGAUGAUAAUCCAACAACAGAAAUGACAAUCGAUCCACACCCACAAAAUGUUCAUGGCAAUACCAUGAAUAUCAACACUGAUAAUAAUAAUAAUAAUAAUAGUAAUAAUAAUAAUCAUAAUAAUAAUAAUAAUAAUAACAUGUCUCAAGAUUCUCCUGGGAGGAUUAUGAGAAUUCUUCCUUCAGAUGUUGAUAAUGAUGCGGACUACUGGCUUUUAUCAGACAGAGAAGUUCCCCUUACAGAUAUCUGGAACACCGAGUUAGGUGGAAUCGAAUGGGAUGGUGUUGACUUGCUUAGUGAAGAAUUUGGGUUGACCGAAGUGGGGACGCCAAGGGCAAGCACACCGCCAGAUGGACAUGCUGAUGUGGCGUUUAAUACGAGUCUUGGGUGAGUUACUUUUUUAAGGUCAACAAAAGUCAACGAGACUGCAAGAGUGUUGUUUUUAUAUGAUGGGAUACGGAGAGAAGGGUGUGUUGUAGUUGUACAGUAGAAUGAAAUUCCAUUUGAGGUGGAGUGGAGGGAAUAAGACUUUGAUUAUGUUUGUUCUUGAGGUCUAAGGGGUGACCUUAAAUUAAUUUAUACCAAAAAAAUAUGUUUCUAGUUUAAUUUGAAGUACGUGGUAGACGUGUAAUUUAGUGUUUUAUUUGACAUUGGUAAUCAUUUAUGGUCAAUUGGUUUUUUCACAA